Cyclocybe aegerita is the source of this 588-nucleotide messenger RNA. Lineage: Eukaryota; Fungi; Basidiomycota; Agaricomycetes; Agaricales; Hemipholiotaceae. The record is from the annotation of a GenBank genome assembly.
AUGACAGCGCCGAAUAUGCGGCCCAGCAGGUCUGGACUGAAGCUGUCAUCGACGACGCCACCUUCAUGGUAUUUUCGAAUGGAAUUCAGAAAGACACAAACGCUCUAUCUGUCAUUCCUCAUCGUGCCUCACAGAGACACUGAUCUCACUCAUGGCAAACUCCAUGUCGCUCUCUACAUCCUGGCAUACAAAGAUGCGGUGGCUCGCGCGAGGAAACUGGAUGCACUGCUCAGCAGCCCUCCGUCUAACCUUCCCUUUCGCUAUCAAUUGAAUUUUCACAAGGCACCUAGCGAUUCGAAACCCAAGCCAAGGAAGAAAAACGUCGAAAACAUCGAAAACAUCGAAAACAUAGACAAGGAGGUUGUUGACGCACUCGACCGGUCGCAUUCUCUCGUUCUACGCCUUCAUGGCUUCGCUCCAAUCCACCACGCUCUGAACAUCAACACUUGGCUUUUUACUCGCAAAAACACCACAGCGACGACGAGCAGACCUGUUAAAUCACGGCCAACGAUUUCAGAAACCAAGUUUUCCUCGACCUCGAACGAACGCAACUCAGUGGGAGUACAACUGUCUUCGAGGUUUUUCUAG